This is a messenger RNA of Penicillium samsonianum, 1791 nucleotides long. Its product is annotated as FAD/NAD(P)-binding domain-containing protein. The record is from RefSeq and is a predicted model, not a curated record. The transcript is spliced from 4 exons. Lineage: Eukaryota; Fungi; Ascomycota; Eurotiomycetes; Eurotiales; Aspergillaceae. Gene Ontology annotation, molecular function: monooxygenase activity; flavin adenine dinucleotide binding. Bases 1 to 1791 code for a protein of 596 amino acids.
AUGGUGAAUCUCAUGUCCGCAGCUCAACUUCUUCCUGCAAGUUACCCUGCAGCUACAUCCUACAUCCCUUCGAACAUGCGGGAACUAGUUGAAACAUGGGUCAGCGCUUUCAACUUGUUACUUAGAAAUGCGGACUACGGCUCACUCGAGAGUCUCUUUUUCGAUGAGUCUUAUUGGAGAGAUCAUCUCUUUCUCUCAUGGGAGUUCCGCGCUGUGCGUGGCCCGCAAGGCAUUCGCGAUUUCCUCGAUGAACACAUGUUGCGCACGCGGCUCAAGGGGUUUGAGGUUUCCGGUGCUCCCAAAUACACAAAUAUUGACAACAAUGGCAUGGUUGGCGGGAUUGAAGCGGUUACCAAGGUCGCGAGCAACAUUGGCCAUGGCCAGGGUGUGAUACGUCUCAUGCAAGACGAUCAAACCAAAGAAUGGAAAUGCUUCACUCUAUUCACAACUUUACGAAGACUGCAGGGCUACCAAAGCCCCAUUGAAAACGAAGCCGACCUUAAUCAGCCACCCACGAUGUCGCAUGAGAGUCACAAUCCGGCAUGCAUUAAAAAAAUAGGAGCAGGGCAUACAGGGCUCAUGAUAUCUGCUCGACUCAAAAGAAUUGGCAUUUUGUCGCUCAUAGUGGAGAGAAAUCGUCGGGUGGGCGACAACUGGCGGAAUCGGUACCAUCGGCUUCUUCUGCACGAUCCUGUUUGGUAUAACACCAUGCCAUUUCUUCCGUUUCCAGAUGAUUGGCCCACUUUUUCAUCUAAAGACGAAUUUGGCGACUGGCUCGAAUUCUAUGCGUCUGAAAUAGAACUCAACGUUUGGAACUCGGCGGCCGUGAAGAGUGCCAUUUGGAAAGGGACUGGAUGGCAAGUCGUCGUCGAGCGAAAAUUUCCCGACGGACGGCAAGAACUAUGUACGAUGUACCCACGACAUAUCAUCCAAGCCACCGGGCUUGCUAGUGAGGCCAGGGUAUCUGAAGUUCCGGGAAUGGGUUUGUUUGAAGGUCAUCUCUGCCAUUCAUCGCAGUUCGACAGGGCGACACCUCCCGGCAGCGGCGGCGGUCACGCUGUCAUUGUAGGGAGCUGUAGUUCUGCGCAUGACAUUGCGGUCGACUUCUACGAGAAGGGUUACUACGUUACCAUGGUGCAGCGUUCCUCGACAUGCGUCGAUCCAUCCGACUACAGCAAAGGAAAGGGGCUGUAUACUGCAGAUGGUCCGCCGGCCGAAGAGGCAGACUUGCUCACUCAGAGCGUACCUACUGCGGUGCUAAAGCGCAAGGAAAUGGAACUGACGCAGAAGCUGCGGGAUAGGCAUGCGGGGGUGUUUACAGGACUGGAAAAGAGGGGGUUCGCGCUAAACUGGGGACCAGGGUCUUCCGGGAGGAAGCUAAUGUUUCUGGAGACCGGUGGGGGCUAUUACAUUGACUCUGGUGCUUCGCAGCACAUCAUCGAUGGCAACAUCGCCGUGAAGCAAGGAAGCGAGCCAGUGCGCAUAUACGACAAGGGCCUUGUGCUAGCGGACGGCACAGAUCUGGCAGCAGAUGUGGUUAUUUUUGCAACAGGUUACGAGAGCAUGAGCAAAACCACGCGUAAGAUCUUUGGGGACCUGGUUGCCGAUAGGUCAAAUGCAUUAUGGGGCUUGACUCAAGAAGGGGAGUUGAAGUCUGUAUGGAGACGAUCAGGGCUUCCGGGAUUCUGGGUGGCCGCGGGUAACAUCGCACUUUCCCGGUAUUACUCCGCCCUUCUCGCCCUGCAGAUCCAGGCUAUUGAGCAAUGUAUAAUGCAAUAUGGCGACAAUUGA